GAUUGGAACAGAAGUGCCCUUUUCAAAGAGAGGACGUUAUGGGGUCAUAUAUAAUUCUGUGGCAAGUCAAUUGGCACCUUAUCAUGUGGAACUCGAAGCAGACUCAACUUCUGAUAUCACUGAAGAAAAGAUGCUUCAAAAGCUGGAAGAAGCAGCAGGAACCAUAUCCAAAGUUAUGGAAAUAAGUGACAUAGAGGGUAGACAGGAAAGAGGUUUUACACAAACACAAUUGCAGAAUACUUCAGGUAGAAUUGCUGGCAAAUCAAUUACAACUACAAAAAUGGCUGCAGUGAGUUCUCGGGGUGCACCAGUAACUUUUUCGCCUGAUGUUUCUGAUGCAAUAGCUGAUGUGAGAUCAGACGACAGUCCAACAAACUGGUUGCUUGCUGGGUAUGAAGGAGGGAAUCCUAAAUCACAAAUAUUGAUGGUCAAGUCUGGAGUUGAUGGUCUUGCUGGACUGACAGAGUUGUUGAAGACUGAUUUGGUGUAUUAUGGAUUGUUGCGAGUCAGUGAUGAAAUAGAUGACAUCCGUACAGUCAAAUUUGUAUACAUUACUUGGGUUGGUAAUGAGGUGAAACCAAUGACAAAAGCCAAGGUGGCAACCCACAAGGGCAUUUGUGGUGAGAUGUUCAAACCAGCACACAUUGAGGUGUAUGCAUCAGAAUUGGCAGAUUUAUCAGAGACAGAGAUAAUUAACAAGGUGAAGGCAGCAUCUGGGACCAGGUCUUAUGUAAGGUCUUAGAAAUUCAACACCAUCACAAUGCACUAUCUGGUACAUAAUUAUGUUGGGGGCCCAGGGAGAUUUGGUCAGGCUUGUAGAGUCAAUGAUAAACAAAAAGUAGGUUACACCACUGCUGAACACACAACUUUGAAAGUUGUCGUGUCAGCAGAUGGAAGUUGCUUAGCAGCUCGUAUGGAAACUCCAUUAGGUGAUUUGAUUGACCACUGAAAUCAGCACAGUGGGCAUUCACCUAGUUCCACCAGCUGAUUCCCUGGUACAAUAAGUCACAUUUGUAAUAAUUACAUUAAUUAUGUAUUUUAUGAUCUGCCACAUAAUAUUAUUACAUGUAAUAUGGAAUCAUCUCAUGUCAGCGACAAUCCUGAUAUCACAUGGUACAUAAUCACUAUAUUUUUCUAUAUUAUUUAAUUAAAAGGGGAACAAAGUUGGAAAAUCUUUCUAGCUCUAUUAUUUACUAAGGAAGUAACAUUUUAAUGAGAUGGUUUUAUGCAAUUAUAUUAAUGCAAGAGGGAUAUAUUGGUUUAAAAAAUCAUGAUAGAAAAAGUGUUUAAGUAGUGUUAGAGUAAUAUUAACAAUCAGGCGCCUGACGAACAAAUUUAAAAAAAGAGACAGAGUAGCAGCUAAUGAAGAUGUCAACUGCCACAUCUCGGCACCCCACCAACAAAAGUCUAUAAACAGCUGUCAUCGGACAAAAGAUAAACAUCCACUGAUGGGAUAUUUGAUAAUAGAGUUCUCUUAUACAUUGAGGCCCCCCCCCCCCC
Molecule: messenger RNA, 1500 nt
Organism: Patiria miniata (bat star)
Lineage: Eukaryota; Metazoa; Echinodermata; Asteroidea; Valvatida; Asterinidae
Biological process (GO): regulation of actin filament polymerization
Cellular component (GO): cortical actin cytoskeleton; actin filament; plasma membrane
Molecular function (GO): actin filament binding
Source: RefSeq, a predicted model, not a curated record